Messenger RNA from Cimex lectularius (bed bug), 2450 nucleotides. RefSeq names its product zinc finger protein 250-like. Gene Ontology annotation, biological process: regulation of DNA-templated transcription. The transcript is spliced from 13 exons. Gene Ontology annotation, molecular function: DNA-binding transcription factor activity, RNA polymerase II-specific; zinc ion binding; RNA polymerase II cis-regulatory region sequence-specific DNA binding. Lineage: Eukaryota; Metazoa; Arthropoda; Insecta; Hemiptera; Cimicidae. The coding region runs from base 81 to 2348 and encodes 755 amino acids. Gene Ontology annotation, cellular component: nucleus. The record is from RefSeq and is a predicted model, not a curated record.
GACUUGGCGGCUGCUGGUCGGCCGACGGUGUCGACCCGCCCCUUCAUCAUCACCGAUCGCGUCGCUGUCCAUCGCUCGCCAUGGAACCAGCCGCUGUCCAGGAGAAAAAUCUGACGAAUUUGUCCUUGUGCAGACUCUGCGGCGAAGAGAAUUUGAACGGAGUCGAUUUGAACAGCAAAGACAACGAGGGGAGGAGUCUGUGCAAUUUAAUUAAUGAACAUUUGCCGGUUAAGGUUGAUAGUGAUGAAAGACUGCCACAGUCAAUAUGCACUGGCUGCCUUUCGCAGGUUCAGUCAAUCGUUGAAUUUUAUGACCUGUUACAGGCGGGCCAGAAAAAAAUCAAAGAAUUAUUUGCAAAGGAGGACGAGAAUUCUGCAAAAAUAAAUAAUGCAGCACCAAAGAGAAAUCGUGGCCGUCCUAGGAAAGUUGUUUGUCCUCCGCAAGCACCUGCAGAUGGUGCUCAAAACGGCAAAGACACUUCUGUGAAUGUUCCUAUCGAGGAAGUUAGUAAAAUAGAAAAUCCAUUGGGAAAGAGAACACGAAAAACCCCUGUUAGGUACCAAGGUGCAGUGCACACAAAAGAUCUUGAAAGGAUCCUCAUGGAAACUGAGGAAAAUAAAACAAGUGCAGAAAGAACUUCUGAAGAUAAAGAAGUAAUAGGACGAGUUGAAAGUUUAGAGGGUACUGAUUUGGGAGAAGUAGCCAUUCUCAGUAAAAAUAAAAGGCCUUCUUUGAGAUAUCUGAUAGAAUUCAAAUGUGAAGCCUGUGGCGAAUUGUUUCGCCAUGAGAACAAGUUCUUGGCUCAUCAGGCUUCCCACAAAACCACAGAAUACACUGUCUGCUCAGUUUGCAACGAAAAGUUUACAUCAACGACAGAUCUCCAAACUCACCAGGAGAUCACAAAGCACGAAGGUUAUGAGUCGAAGACUGAAAAGGAUGAAAAUUUCGACAAGGGAGAUACAAAGGAAAGUGAAGUUCAAAGCAAUAAGAAAAAUUCCAAAUCGACCGAUGGCGCGAGUUCGCAUAUAAACCAGAAUGGCGAAGAACUUGGCUUCGCUUGCGAUAUUUGCGGGAAAAAGUUGAAACACAUCAAUUCAAUCGCUUACCACAAGGAGACUGAACACAACAUUAAAAGAAAAUACAGUUGUCUGAAAUGCAACAAAACUUUUAAACAUAGGUUAUUGCUAUUGCGUCAUCAAUUGGUGCAUACAGAACACCGGCCUCAUAAAUGUGAUUUGUGCGAGGCAAGAUUUAAGACGAAAACUCACCUCAUUCACCAUAAAGUUGUACAUACAAAGGAAAAAAAAUUCCAGUGCCAUAUCUGCGAACAGUCUUUUUCAUUUCAGACAUCUCUGAAUAUCCAUCUCAGAUGGCAUACUGGACAGAAGCCAUAUCAAUGUGAAUUUUGCAAAAAGAGCUUCUCCCAAAAAGGAAAUCUUCAAGAGCACAUUAGGAUACACACUAAUGAAAAGCCAUAUUCUUGCAAGUUCUGUGAUCGUAGAUUUAAGACUUCUUCGCAGUGUAAAAAUCAUAUAAAGUCUCAUAUAGGGUUGAAACCUUGGAAGUGUGAAUAUUGCAGUAAAGCUUUUCUUAAUAAAGCCUCGUGGGUUGCACACGUCCGCCGUCAUACAGGAGAAAAGCCUUAUGUGUGUAGCAUAUGCACAAGGGAUUUCCCAGUGCAUUCUGAUUUCAAGAAACAUCUUCGACUCCACACAGGAGAAAAACCGUACAAGUGUCAGAUAUGCGACAGGGCAUUUUCAAACGAAUCAAACAUGAUUAAACACAGGCGAGUUCAUCUUAAAAAAGCCGGAUUGGAAAAUAUACUAGACCAGUCGAACGAAGUCAAUUCCAACUUCAACAUCUGGACUGUCUUCAAACCUGAGGAUGAGUCGAAUAAACAAGAAGAUUUAAACUUGCAGCAGAUAUAUUUCAUUUCAUACCCCGAAGCGGAGAAUGAAGACCAAAAUGAAAAAGUUUCAGAACAGAAAGAGAAAAUUGAAAGUGAAAAAGACCUAGACAGCACCGAUCAAAGUAACAAUAUGAUGCAUCUUAUGGAUGAACUUGGAAAUCCGUUAAGAUUCACUACACAAGAAGGCGCUACAGUUCAGUUAACUACUGAUGGCGAGUCUCUUCAGUUAACUUUUAGUGACGGUAACACCAUACCUGUCCGGUUAACAGAUAACGACACAUCUACUCUUCAAACACCAAUGCUUCCUACAACAAUGGUUUUCGAUCAAGACGAAGUAGAACAAAACAUAAACAGUCUUGGAUUUGUAACUGAACACCAAGAUGUUCGACUGCUCACUAGCAUUUCCGAUCCUUCUCUUGAAUUCCUGCCCUUAGCCUAGUCAUGUUCAGCUAAUUUUAGCCUUGUAAAUACUGUUUAAUUUACAUUUGUAAAUAUUUUUUAUUAUUUAUUUGAUAUUUGUUUAUUAUAUUUCUUAUUAUAU